UUUCGUCGGACAUGAAUCUAAUACAGAGCUUUUUCUUCGCUGCUGCAGAAAGUUAAUAGCUUGUUAUCUGAACCGUUAUAACAUUGUUUCCACAGUCACCUGGUUACCAUAGUUACUGCUAAACAGGAAGUCAAUGGCGGCGCGCAACAAAGCUACUGCGGUGGCAUUUGGGAGCUGCCAGGAGCGGAAGAUGAUUCCAACUCACGGUGCACCAAAUCGCAUGGGGAAUGAGCUGCUCACAUUGCAGCGUUCACCGACGCCUGGCCCUGGUUGCUAUGACAGCCAUGUGGUGGGUACGAUUGUUUAUAACCUGAAAACAAGACCAGAGAGUAAGAAAGGCUAUGCUUUAGCAGCCCGCACUUCUCCUCGCUUCCGCCCCUCUCUCCAGACAGUCACUCCAUCACCCCAGAAAUACCAGCAGGACUGGAGUGUGUCACAAAUGUGUUCUCCUGGAAAAACAUCAGUCAACUCCACCACACCGAGGUUUACGUCCAAGUCUGCUACAGUGAACUCCAACCCUGGACCUGGUGCAUACGUGCUUGAUGGCCCAUGCAAUCAGAGGGUAUCAUGGCCGAUGAAGUUUGGCUCACCAGACUGGUCCCAAGUGCCCAUGCUGGAGAGAAGGGCACUUCGCACAGAGCUCCCAUGUGACAAGGAGUUCCUGAAACAUCGCAACAGAGUAGCAUAUCUACGCUUGCACUAUUCUUGAGUUUGCAGGAACAGUAUAUUGUGCAAAUCUGAUUUAGGAUCCGAGCACAUCGUUAAAUAAUAAUUAAAUUAGAUACUGGCAUUUGUCA
This is a messenger RNA of Pangasianodon hypophthalmus (striped catfish), 797 nucleotides long. RefSeq lists its product as uncharacterized. Bases 134 to 709 code for a protein of 191 amino acids. The record is from RefSeq and is a predicted model, not a curated record. Lineage: Eukaryota; Metazoa; Chordata; Actinopteri; Siluriformes; Pangasiidae. Gene Ontology annotation, cellular component: ciliary basal body. Gene Ontology annotation, molecular function: cytoskeletal protein binding. The transcript has 6 exons. Gene Ontology annotation, biological process: regulation of cell projection organization.